CUUCAAGUCAAACGUCUCAGUUGUAUCAAACGGCACAAGUUGCCAGAAAGGAACUUACUUUUUCUUGAGUUGAUAUUACCUUCUGAAUUGAUUCAUAAUGGAAGGGGGUAAACUUGCAAAAUUGAAAGCAAAACUGGCAAGUAUUUCGAAUGACAUAGACACUGCAGAUUCCUUAACAAGCGCCACGAAAAGAGAUAUUCAGCUUGAAAAUAUGAAACUGGAACUUGCUGAAAAUGAGGUGGCUAGUCUUGAUAGGAGAAGCAAUUUGUUAAAUAAAGAACUAGAAGCUGCCAAAAAACGUCUCGAAACAAUGACAGAAAAACUCGAACAAAUAUCCGAUGGUUCGCGUGAUGUCGAGGGCGUUAGGGAAGAUCUUGAAGAGAACGAAACAACAGGAGACGAGAAAAUCAAGGAACUUGAAGAAAAUACCAAAAAUGCAAAAUUGAGGGUUCGUGAAGCUGAAACAAAAUUAGUUAAAGCUAAGCACAGGUUGUUGGUGGUUGAGAGAGCCAUGGAGCGAAUGGAAGAAAAGGCAGUUGCACGAGAGUCAAAAAUAGAGGUGCUCGAAAAAGAACUUGCUGAUGCAGAGAAGAAUAUUAUAUUAUUAGAAGAACAAGAAAGAUAGCUUGGAAAUAGAAUCGAAAAAUAUUAAGACGAGAAAUCAAACUUCUUAUGGGCCAGGUUGAGAUGCUUUUUAACCACCUUGUUAACGAGCAAAGUAGUGAACUGUUGACAAACUGUAGAAAGCGGGUUGACCGAUUUUGAAAGGAAUUGGAAGUAAUGGAAGAGAAAGACCAGGUUGAAAUGGCUGAGUGGAGACGGACUACACAUUUGUAGAAAUACUUUACAAGGACUGUAAAUAGAAAUACAUUGCCACUUUUUUCUACAAGGCAAUUACAGACGG
This is a messenger RNA of Owenia fusiformis, 904 nucleotides long. Lineage: Eukaryota; Metazoa; Annelida; Polychaeta; Sabellida; Oweniidae. The record is from the annotation of a GenBank genome assembly.